AAUAUUCUUAACUCUAUGUCUGUUGCUAUCUUUAGUUCCGGUCUAAAUGUUUUUAACUCUAUCUAUUCUAAACUCUAUAUUCCUUACGUCCAGGAACUGCUGAUUGUUCUGUUGGUGAGCGGGGCCCUCAGCGAAGCGCCGGCGCCCUACGCGCCUAGCGGCUGGAGGCCUAGUGGUCCUGCCUUUGAACUGCCAGCUAAAGCACCCACACAGGAACCGCAAAGACCUCAAUAUCUACCGCCAGUAGACCCCCGUACAAACAGACCGUUAGGUUUCGAUCCUGCCGCCGAUGUGUCAGUACAACGCUUGCCUACACAGGAACAGUUACCGAUAUUCCAAGUAUCACCAAUCAAUGGACAGCAAUACGUCGGCCCUAACUUUAACAGUGAUAUCAAAGGAUUGGAAUCAAACUUCCAACAAUCUCAGUUCCAGCUUCAGGAAGAAAAAGCUCGCCAGUUGUCGAGACAGCAACAAUACCCUGCUAGCCCCAAUGCCGCAAGCGGUCUUCCAAAUCCGCAACCACCGCGCCAAUUCGCUCAAACAACACCAACCCCAACAACCAGUGCAAGACCUAAACAAGCCGAACCCACAACUGAAUCCAACUUGAACAAAGAUGAGAAAUUAGACAAGGAUGAUCUACCAAAGAAAGCGAAGAUAUCAGUCGAAGUAUCUAAACAGAAUCUGCAAGAAUAUCCACCAGAAUUCUUCUUAAGCUCGCUAGCACAGUUGCAGUACCAACCACAGUUCUUGCCGUUACAACAGUUCGGACAAAUCAGGGAACAAGUCUUUUUCCAGCCUCAACAAGGUGCUCCAGCGAAGCAAACUGCUGGGUACGAUGGCUCCACUCACUUCGCGGCACUUCCAUCAGUUUUAGCUCAAAAUCAACUCGCACCUCAACAACAAACUUUUAUCCCAGCUCAACAACCAAUCGUUCAAAAACCAGCUUUAUUAGUCCAACAAGCACAACAACCAGCUAAUCCCAUAAUCGUACAAGCUGAAGAACCGUUACCCCAAUACCAACCGGUUGCUCAGUACCAACCAAUUGCUCAACCGCAGCUCAACCAAGAACCACUGCCUCAAUAUCAACCAGUCAACCAAUACCAACCGAUUGCUCAACCUCAAUUUAACCAAGAACCACUUCCGCAAUACCAACCGGUUCCAAACCAGUAUCAACCAGCAUUACAAGCACAGGCACCUUUACCUCAAUACCAACCGGUAAAUCAAUAUCAACCGAUCGCCCAACAGUACCCGCAAGCAACACCAGUGGUAUACCAGCCCCAAACAAACCUUCCACCACAAAACCCAGAAGCAGAAGCUGUCGAAACCAACGAAGAACAACCGCAAUACAUCUAUCAACAAACUUACCAACCUCAAGAAGUCUACCAACCUCAAAUCCAAACUCAAUACACAGCGCAACAAGGUUUCAUCCCACAAAAUCAGGCAAACUAUCCUCAAGACUUGAAUCAAUAUUACCAGCCUCAAUUCCAGCAGUUCGGAGCAGCGCCUAUAGUUCAAGGCCAAGAUGCUUUACAGAGUGGUCUAGAUGUUAGCAAAGAAGAGAAUGAUAUUGACCAGGAAGAACAAGAAGAACAAGAUGAUGGUACAAAGGCUACCGCUGUAGCAACGGCUUUCGGGGCAAGAACUCAACCGCGUGUCUUUUCUCAAUACGGUGUCCCUGCGUCUAAUCCAAGAGACCAGGCCAACCGUGGAUAUCCAACCACAACGGAAUCUGAUGCCGAGGAGACAACAGAAGAAGUUCCCGCUAUAGCGCAGGCUACUGCUGUUGCAACGCCAUCUAGGAAUAGAAGCGCUAAACUAAGGAGCCGCCGCCCUCGGCCACUCUUCACCGUGGACAGAUCAGGACAUCUUGUACUGGCUAAAGAUCAAUAGACUAUCUGUACUAAUGACAAUGCAUAUUUAACUAUUUAUUCCGUCUGCAUUAAACGUUAUGCAUUAAA
Messenger RNA from Papilio polytes (common Mormon), 1958 nucleotides. Its product is annotated as transcription factor SPT20 homolog. The transcript is spliced from 6 exons. The coding region runs from base 16 to 1890 and encodes 624 amino acids. The record is from RefSeq and is a predicted model, not a curated record. NCBI's taxonomy places the organism in Eukaryota, Metazoa, Arthropoda, Insecta, Lepidoptera, Papilionidae.